AUGAUUCCACCACCAAAGUUUCUAUUUGUUGUAGUAGCCCUACCCCUCUUGAUAUUAUCACUAUCCUAUUUUCAUCUUGAAGCUUAUGGAGACCCAUCAAGUGAUGUCCCUUCAUCACCAAAUUCUUGUUUGAAUUGCCCUAAUAAAUGUGAUCCUCCAUGUCAACAACAAUCUCCACCAAACCCUACUUAUGAAGCUCCACCAACACCACCAUCGCCGACGUCUUCCGGUUACUCUAUAUAUGGCUCACCACCACCACCACACGAGAAAAGAGGACAGAAUAACAAAUGUCCUCCUACUUCUGGUGGUGGUGGUAGUGGAAAUAGUGGUGGCGGUGUUGAAUGCUGCACCCCACCACCACCCUAUUACUAUACUUAUAAUGGUCCUCCAAAUGCUUAUGCUCCUCCAUAUGCCUAUGGUGGUUAUGCACCUCCAAAUCCUUACACCUACGUGCCUUAUAAUGAUAGAGGUUUUGUUUCAACUCUUCUUGUGCCGUUUCAACUUCUUUUGAUCAUGAUGUUUUUCUCUUUUAUUUUUGUCUUCUAA
This is a messenger RNA of Arachis ipaensis, 546 nucleotides long. NCBI's taxonomy places the organism in Eukaryota, Viridiplantae, Streptophyta, Magnoliopsida, Fabales, Fabaceae. The record is from RefSeq and is a predicted model, not a curated record.